AUGGCUUGUAUGUAUGCUUGGCUGUUGUUCCUGAUUGCUCUUCAGCCUGUGGUUGGGCAGAAGUUCAAAUCAUUAGAUUUUGGUUUCGCGUUCUAUGAUGUGUAUGCACAUGCUGUUGGUUUUGAUACGCGUAAAUCACAAAUGAGGAAAAUAGAUGGUAUUACUACUUGGUAUAGUGUGGUAUGCAAUAGGGAAGGCAGCAAGAAGUCGAGCGAGGAUGACCAAGCGAAUGCACGGUCUGGUUUUUCAAUCAAGCGCCGACGGUUAUCCAAGCGGUGUGGAUGUAAAGCGAGGAUAUCUUUCAAGUUCUUCUCCGAAGGAGGAGUUCCAGGUUAUUUUAUCGAGAAGUUCACCGAGGUUCAUAACCAUUAUAUGGUUGAGUCAGAGCAUCAACAUUUUAUGUCACUCAACCGAAACUUGGAGGACGUACAUCACCAAUUUAUUUUGGAUUGUUCGAAGGCUAAUAUAGGCCCCACACUUACGUUCAAUGUUUUGAAGGAAAUACUUGGUGGUUUUCAGCUAGUUGGUUGCAACGUUGGGGACAUCAGGAAUGCUUCUCGAGACAUCAAAGCAUACGCACAUGGUAUUGACAUGCAAAUGGUUUUGGAUGAUAUGGCUAAGAAGAAGGAGAUGUCCGAGGCAUUCACAUACGAGUACGAGGUUAAUGCUAGUAACCAAUUGGUUGCUCUGUUUUGGUGUGAUGGUUUGAUGAAGAGGAAUUACCAUAUGUUUGGUGAUAUAGUCGCUUUUGACACCACCUAUAACACCAAUAGGUAUUGUAUGAUCUUCGCGCCAUUCACGAGAAAUGACAAUCAUGGUCGAUCAGUAACUUUCGCUGCUGGUUUGGACGGAGAUUUCAAGAAAGAGUUCAAUGCCUGCGUCUGGUCGGAUCUGCUUGAACCCGACAAGUUCAAAGAAGAGUGGAACGGAGUACUUGAACGUUACGGCCUAGAAGACCAUGGUUGGUUGAAGACAUUGUACGACUACAGGCAAUUAUGGAUACCUGCAUACUUCAGGGAUUUCCCACUUGGGUCGAUGAUUAGGACCACCUCGAUAUCUGAGUCGGAGAAUAGCUUCUACAAAAACUUUUUGAAGCCACGCAACAAUAUUGCCGAAUUCUACUUGAAUUUCAACCAAGCUUUGGAAUUUCAGCGGGAUAGUAGAACAAAGUUGGACUACCAAGACGCUAAUGCCUUGCCUAUAUUGGCCACUACCUUGCCGUUUGAGAAACAUGCUUCAACGAUGUACACAGAUAGUAUGUUCAAGAAAAUACAAGAAGAAAUUUUUGAGCGUAAUGACAGAUGCCGCGUGUUGGGGUUCUCCUCUGCAGACCUGGUCGACACCUACAAACUUGGGGACAGCCUUCGCAAUUCUUACUUUGUUAGACAUGAUAAGAGUGACGCGUCAUACUCCUGCGAUUGCAAACUUUUCGGUAGGCAGGGAUAUCUGUGCAGUCAUAUCUUCUUUUUGUUCAGGAACAAUGAAGUGAAAAAGAUUCCGGAUCAAUACUGCGCAAGUAGAUGGAUGAAGACUCCGUUAGCCAAGGCUGUCCAUGGUCAGUUUGAUGACACUCUACCUACCAAGUCCAUCGUUGAUGAAAGGCAAAACAUUUCAAAGCAAGAGAUUUCGUUGUUCUAUGGUUUUCUUCGCCGAUUUGAGUCGGACAUUAAUGUCCUUCGAGCGUUUGUUGGGGGGCUUGAAGAUCUUGGAAAUUCUCUUCAAGCUGGUAAUCCUACAAUGUCCGCCUCUGAAAAAAGGCGAAUGAUUGAACAGUUUUAUGGAAUGGAAAGGCCCGAAGUUGUCGAGGUCUAUCCUUCGGAUGUUGUAAAGACAAAGGGCCACGCGAGCAGUUCGCAAGCCGUCUGA
Molecule: messenger RNA, 1866 nt
Organism: Salvia hispanica
Lineage: Eukaryota; Viridiplantae; Streptophyta; Magnoliopsida; Lamiales; Lamiaceae
Product: protein FAR1-RELATED SEQUENCE 5-like
Molecular function (GO): zinc ion binding
Source: RefSeq, a predicted model, not a curated record